Annulohypoxylon maeteangense is the source of this 2069-nucleotide messenger RNA. Its product is annotated as Gpi16 subunit, GPI transamidase component. Gene Ontology annotation, biological process: attachment of GPI anchor to protein. The record is from RefSeq and is a predicted model, not a curated record. Gene Ontology annotation, cellular component: GPI-anchor transamidase complex. The transcript has 3 exons. Lineage: Eukaryota; Fungi; Ascomycota; Sordariomycetes; Xylariales; Hypoxylaceae. Bases 144 to 1955 code for a protein of 603 amino acids.
UGGAGGUUCCACGUAGCUGGAUAGGACCUCCAGGGCUCGUAUUCAGUAAUCGACGUAUCACAAAUACUCACUCUUACAUCUUCAACUUUAUACCAUCACCACGAAAAUAAAAAGGUCGUCCUGAUGGACCAUCGACGACCACAAUGCGUCAUUUCUUUUCUUACUUGAUACCCUUUUCAAUUCUCUUUUGGAGCGUUGCUGUAGCUUCCGACUAUUACGAACAGUUAAUUCUUAAGCCAUUGCCUCAAUCCGCCCUCCUCGCCAGCUUCAACUUUAGAUCCAACACGAGCUUGUCGCAAUUCGAGGCGCACAACUUUCGAUACUUCCCAAGGUCUCUGGGACAGAUACUACAACAUGUUGGUACAAGGGAACUGCAUUUGAGGUUCAGUUUGGGAAGAUGGGAUGCGGAAAGUUGGGGAGCGAGGCCGUGGGAUGGAACAAAAGAAGGAGGGACAGGUGUUGAGUUAUGGGCAUGGCUAGAGGCCGAGACUGAUGAAGAAGCUGACCGUAAGUGGUUGGGCCUAACGAACGCGCUAUCAGGACUCUUCUGCGCGUCACUCAACUUCAUUGACGAAACGAGAACGACCCGACCCGCGAUGUCUUUCCAACCUGAGGGAGAUCACCCAAACUCCACAUUUGCAAAUAUGCAACUGUUACACGGCGUGUUACCAAGAGAAGUGGUCUGUACGGAGAAUUUAACCCCAUUUUUGAAACUGUUGCCGUGCAAAGGAAAGGCGGGGAUUUCAAGUCUACUUGACGGUCACAAACUCUUCGACGCAUCAUGGCAGAGUAUGGCAAUCGAUAUUCGACCUAUAUGUUCGGAGGGUGAAGAAUGCGUGCUGCAGAUUGAGCAGACUAUUGAUAUGGUCUUGGACAUCGAAAGAUCCAAGCGACCUAGGGAUAACCCUAUUCCACGGCCACCACCAGGUCACGAUCUAAAGUGCAACUCGUCAAAACCAUACAAUUCCGGCGACGCGUGUUUCCCUACAGAUUAUGCCGAGGGCCAAGACUGGGCUCUGGAUCGAGUCUUUGGCAAGGCAAUAAAAGGGGCUUGUCCGUUGACUGAUACAAGCAUUCCUCCCGUCUGUGUUCAAGCUCCCCAUAGCAGAGACAUAUAUACUACUACUGGCGCAACCGAGAUAAAAAAUCCAAAUGGACUCUCACGUUGCUAUCAGAUUCCUCCGGAUUCAGAUUUCUCGAUGAUCCUUCCUCGCCCUUCACGAGAGGGCGAGCAUGCAAAACCAGACGGCAGUGAUGAGAUCGUGGAGCCUGAAACGCCCCUCUUGUACGCGGAGCGUAGCUUCACAGGCCAUGGAUAUGAGCGCGGUGGAGUGAGAACAAUUCUCACCAACCCAAGCCCAGACACCGAAGUUGAAUUUGUCUACAUGGAAAGCUUGCCUUGGUUCAUGCGAAUAUACCUCCACACAUUGAGAGCUCACCUCGACGGAGAAUCUGGUUCCAAGAAAGAUAUCAUUGAACAGAUUUAUUACCGGCCGGCCCUAGACCGUGUCCGGGGCUCGCAACUUGAGUUACGGAUGCGUAUUCCUCCAGCUAGCACAGUUUUUCUUACCUACGAUUUUGAGAAAUCUAUUUUGCGGUACACAGAGUACCCCCCAGACGCAAACCGCGGUUUUGAUGUUGCGGCGGCUAUUAUCACCAUUCUACCUUCUGACUCUCGUAACGCGCCAUCAGCAAGGCAAAAGACUUCUAAUCUGCGAACCACAACACUCCUUCUCAGUCUGCCAACGCCAGAUUUCAGCAUGCCCUACAAUGUAAUCAUCUUCACGAGUACGGCCAUUGCCCUUGCCUUUGGAGGUUUAUACAAUAUCUUGAUACGGCGGUUCGUGGGGGCUGAUGAGGCAGAGGUUGGUGCUAGUAGUCUAAAGGGUAAGAUUGUUGCGGGCGUAGUCAAGUUGAUAGGAAAGUUAAAAGGCGCAAAAGGGAAAGUAGAGUAAGCAUUAGUUAUGGCUAUGUCCGGAUUUUAAAAUAGACUUAAACUGGUCGAGAAACGGUGUAGAGGUUCAUAGCUAAAACUGGACCAUGAAUAAAAUUAUUAUACUGAUGCCCCU